UUUGCGUGAAUGGGAUGCGUGUCAGAUCCUUAUUGAACAGGCGUCCAGUACAAUUUAAUUAUAAUUUAAAGUUAGCACUACCAGAAUUACCAAAAGAGGCGGUUCAGUCUCGAAGGUUUGAAACGAAGUUUACCCCAGUCACCAAGAGGGGGAGGAAAUCUAUCGCAUUUGGUAAAAUAACUAAUUUGAUUUUGCGAUGUGAUGAAGCCGGUUUGUUAUACACUAGUCAUUUUUGUUCUGUUCAACUAAGAAAGAACAAACGAAUUUCCAAAAG
Molecule: messenger RNA, 274 nt
Organism: Funneliformis mosseae
Lineage: Eukaryota; Fungi; Glomeromycota; Glomeromycetes; Glomerales; Glomeraceae
Source: the annotation of a GenBank genome assembly